ACAGGGUGCGCAUUAGGUGCAGAAGAAGAGCGAGUAUGGCGCUGGAGGUGAAGUUGUGUUGUUUGGAGGAAUUCCCCUCGCACCUGAGUCCUCUAGAGGCUCUGCUCCUUCCAACUCACUUGGAAUCAGUUUUUCAAAAUGCCACCGACCCUCCGACGGUCCUCUUCAUGGCGCAGCAGCCUCAGCUCCGCGGGCGAACGGGCAUUCUGCUGCGGGUUCAUGCCACUACCGAGGAGGAGGUGUCGGGCUGUGGUGGCGCGAGCCUCCCCGCAGGCAGCGGAGAGCCGGUCCUCCGGCUAUUCACCAGCCGUUUCUUUCUGCGGCACCACCGGCUCAAAGGAACCGGCUUCAUUCGACCCAUGGAGCCUGUCAGCCUGGACCGAGUGGUGCUGGGCGCCCGCAGCAAGCAGAGCCUCUGCUGGGCCGGAGCCAAGCAGUUCUCCGCCGGGCUGACGGAGCUCUGCCAACGGGGAGAGUGGCUGCUUUCCCGGCAGGGAGACCCGCUGCUGCUCCCCCAACACCCGCUGCUCGGAGAAGACCCGGUUCAGGGGCAGCAGCAGCAGCUGAUGAUGGAGCUGCUGGUGUUGGACUGCAGUCCUGUCACUCAGGGGAGGAUCACAGCCAGCACCGCUUUGGUCCUGACAGAUUUCUGGGACCCAGUGGACCCCCCGGUGGACCCCGGCCCCUGCGGACCCCUCGGACUGUGCGUGUCAGACUUUGCUCGUUACGCAGACAGCCUGGGAGGAGGCAGAUCUCUCCUGGACAGCAGGGAGGUGUUGAGCUCGGGUUUGUCAGACGCCCUGCGGGCGAUGGAGUGCAGGCUGGAUGUCCGGGUGGUGGACACUCGGCGGCGGUGGUGGGGGGCAGAUGUGGACGGCUGUGUUUUCCUGAGCAAGCAUCUGCUGCUGCGACUCGGUCUGUUCAACCACCAGUGGGUGAAGCUGGGGAGGCCGGACGGUGAGGAUGGGGGAACAGAUGCCUGCAGAGACCGGGUGGUGUCUGUGGUGGUGGUGGAUCUCUCGCUCUGCCCGGAGUUGCAGCCCCACGGGGAUGCAGCCUUCAUCUCUGCGACUCUGUGGUUCAACAUGACGGAUGGAGAGGAGGUUCCUGUGAAUGGCUGCAGGCUAACGAUGAAGAGGUGGAGUCCGUCGCCUGCAGAACCCGACCUUCGUCGCUCGGACAGCUCCUGCCGCUCAGCUUCUCUACCCAUUGCUGGCGAGCUUCACAUUCAGCCCGUCGUCUGUCCGUCGUACAAAAACCUGAGCUGCUGUGACGAGCUGCUGGCCGAACAUUUCAGCACUCCCAGGGUGGUUGCAGAGGGAGACAUCCUGAGCGUUCCCACUGAAAACCAUCCGGACCUGCUGGAAAACAGCUUGGAGGGGAUCCACAGGAGCCCAGCGCUUUUCUUCAGAGUGCAGAAAGUGAAGCCUCUUUUAAAUGGAGGAGGAGGAGGAGGGGGAGGAGGAGGUGCAUACCUGGCUGACAGAACACACACUUCCCUCUUUAUGGGGGCGUCCACCAACAGCCCGGUACCGUGCCUCUCUGCAGACUCUGCCUCUCUGUGGAGCAGCUUAUCUCCACCGGGACUACACAGAACCGUGGACAUGCUCAGCAGCAUCAUCCUGCCUCAUCUGCAGCACAGGGAGUUUCUGCCUCGAUGCACCGUCCUGCUCCACGGCCCUGCAGGGAGCGGGAAGAUGACGGUGGUCAGAGCGGCGAGCUGCAGACUCCACCUGCACCUGCUGAAGGUGGAUUGUGUGACGCUAUGCGCUGACACUCCUGCUGCCUCUGAGGCCAAGCUGACGUCGGCGUUUCACCGGGCGGAGGUCCUGCAGCCGUGCCUCCUGCUGCUCAGGAACCUGCAGCUGCUGGUUCGACCGCGAGGAGCCGAAGAGGACGGCAGGGUCCAGGCUGCGCUGUGCCAGCUGCUCGACAGCGCCCCCACCAGGGUGGCUGUGGUGGCGACGGUGUCCAGAGCUAGAGAUCUUUCUGGUGGUGUCAUGGCUGCGUUUGUGCACCGGGUGGAGCUAGAGAGUCUCACGGAGGAGCAGCGGCACGCCAUGCUGAUCAGCCUGAGCAGACAUCUUCACCUGGGGAGAGACGUGAGCCUGGAGAGGCUUUCCAAACUCACGGCUGGUUUCGUUUUAGGGGAUCUGAACGCGCUCGUCGUGGAGGCUGGAAGAGCGGCCUGCAGGAGGCUGAGACAGAGCUGUGCUUCUCGGCAGCAGGAGGAUCUGUGUUCCAGUGGAGUGACCGUCCAGAACCAGGACUUCACGUUUGCUCUGGACGUGCUGCAAGACGCUCAGUCCAAAUCCGUCGGAGCCCCAAAGAUCCCGAACGUGCACUGGGAGGAUAUCGGAGGCCUGCAGCUUGUGAAGAAGGAGAUCUUGGACACGGUUCAGCUUCCACUACAGCAUCCAGAGCUUUUGUCUCUGGGCCUGAACCGGACCGGGGUCCUGCUGUACGGACCACCUGGGACAGGAAAGACCCUGCUGGCCAAAGCCGUGGCCACAGAGUGUUCCUUGACCUUCCUCAGUGUCAAAGGCCCAGAGCUCAUCAACAUGUAUGUGGGUCAGAGUGAGGAAAACAUCCGAGAAGUCUUCCACAGAGCGCGCUCUGCAGCUCCCUGCGUCGUCUUCUUCGAUGAACUGGACUCUCUGGCUCCCAGGAGGGGCCGCAGUGGAGACUCUGGGGGGGUGAUGGACAGAGUGGUGUCUCAGCUGCUGGCUGAGCUCGACGCCCUGAACUCGUCUGUUGGAGUUUUUGUGAUCGGGGCCACAAACCGACCGGACCUGCUGGACCAGUCUCUGCUCAGGCCUGGCAGGUUUGAUAAGCUGAUCUAUGUUGGAAUCAAUGAGGAUCGGGCAUCGCAGCUGCAGGUUCUUCAGGCCAUCCUCAGAAAGUUCCGGUUGGAUCCGGCUGUGAACCUGCAGGAAGUGGUGGAUCGAUGCCCGGCUCAAAUGACCGGUGCCGAUCUUUACGCUCUCUGUUCAGACGCCAUGACUGCCGCCAUCAAAAGGAAAAUUUCUCUCAUCGAGGCCGGUCUGGACUCCGAGGAGUCACCUGUGCUCCUCUCCCCUGACGAUUUCUCCUCGGCGCUGGAAAACUUCAAGCCGUCGGUUUCUGAGCAGGAGCUGACCCGAUACCAGAACAUCCAGAAGAAACUGACUGCAAAGUAGAGACAAACUGAAGAUCCAGAACUAGAAAGUCUCUGAGUGAAACAAUUAGUUAAUAGUAAAAAAUCAGAAGAGAAACCACUGCCGUGAAACAGAUCAAUGUAAAUGAUGUAAAAAGGUUAAUUUAUGAAUGCAAUUGUUUUUAAUUAAUAAAUAAAGCAGUUUAGGAUUUAUUCUGUUUUAUGUUUAUUUUUAAAGAAAAGUGUGACUAACACUAAAAUAAAGACUACGUUUUGCUUAGGUUUCUUAAGAACAAAUGACUUAUUUUCAAAUACAGAUGCUAAAAACUUCA
Molecule: messenger RNA, 3468 nt
Organism: Oryzias latipes (Japanese medaka)
Lineage: Eukaryota; Metazoa; Chordata; Actinopteri; Beloniformes; Adrianichthyidae
Gene: pex6
Product: peroxisomal biogenesis factor 6
Biological process (GO): protein import into peroxisome matrix
Cellular component (GO): peroxisomal membrane; cytosol
Molecular function (GO): ATP binding; ATP hydrolysis activity
Source: RefSeq, a predicted model, not a curated record